AUGGCAGCUCUUCAUUAUGAAGGAGAUCAACUGACAGGAGGAGGGGCAUGGAGUCCCGAAGAAGAUCCAAGUAACAGGCAUGGCAUUUGGAAUUGGAUAGAAAUGCCGGAAGCUUCUGGUAAGAAACAAGCAUCAGAAGACUCCGAGGGAUUACCAAAGCUGCCUACAGCUAAUUUUUCUUCAAGCUUUAAUCUUGUGAAUGAUCUCACAAUCAACGAAAAUCAGACCAUAGAAGAUAAGGUUGGAUUGCCUGAAUUAACUGGAGAACAAUGUUUAUGGGGUCAGCCAUUUUCAACUGAACGUCAAAAGUGCAAGGUGGAGGAUUAUGGAGAUACGUGCACAGUUGAAAUGUGGGUCCAAGGACUAUUGCAUGGAGACACAUGCACAGAAUUGUGA
Molecule: messenger RNA, 396 nt
Organism: Dovyalis caffra
Lineage: Eukaryota; Viridiplantae; Streptophyta; Magnoliopsida; Malpighiales; Salicaceae
Source: the annotation of a GenBank genome assembly